Messenger RNA from Peromyscus eremicus (cactus mouse), 2584 nucleotides. RefSeq names its product interleukin 18 binding protein (gene Il18bp). The transcript is spliced from 4 exons. Gene Ontology annotation, biological process: T-helper 1 type immune response. Gene Ontology annotation, molecular function: interleukin-18 binding. The record is from RefSeq and is a predicted model, not a curated record. Lineage: Eukaryota; Metazoa; Chordata; Mammalia; Rodentia; Cricetidae. Bases 1834 to 2457 code for a protein of 207 amino acids.
UUUCAUACUUUUAUCAGUCCUGAAUCCCACAACCUGCGGGCCACCUCUGAUCUCCUUGCUCUAAGGUAAAGGCCUAGUUCCUCUUCCUGCACCUCCACCCAUCCCCCAGUGGACUGGUACUCCCGCCCUCCCCUCCCCCAAGGAGGGUGGUGGUCUUGUGUAAACUCUGGGUCAAACUCUUGGAGAUCCUGGAUUCUGAGGGAGGAGUUUUCCCUGCAUUCUGCAGCCUAGCUGGUAGAAGGUACGUGGAAUUACUCAGAGAAGAAAUGUGAAUGAGACAGAAAAAGACAUGGCUUUUAGCCUCCUGCAUCCGAAUCAGUUGUGAAUGUUUAUUCCUGGUGGAUCUUCCAAACCUGACUCAUCUCCCUACCUGUUGUCAACAGCUUUCCCUGCUGAUCACAGAACCACAGACCUCAGACCACACACUUACCACAGGUGCAUGCACCAGACACUCUGGCAUGAGACUCAGAGAGCACAGCUUCAGACUUUACCUGGUUCUAGUUUUGUCCCUGCCAAGUCCCAGCCCCUGAGCUGCUCGAGCCAGGGUUGGGGAAGUGCCUUCCUGGCUAUUUAGGGUCAACUAAGUGUGGCUGGGAGUUUUGUACACCAGCCAAGCAGGGAAGUUGCUAUUUCCUGUGGCGAGUUUUGGGGCCAGGCAGCCACACUGAGUCUCGGAGCUCCCCGAAGCUCUUCAGGGCUUAAGAGCCAGGUAGGAAGAUGUAGACUUAGAUCCAGUGAGCCUGCAGAAGUGGUUAUGCCUGUGCGUGUGAAGGGUGGGUGUUAAGUGAUACAGCUGACCUUGGGGCUUGGGGAAGUGGGAAGCCUGAGAGGCUAAGAUGGUAAUGGGCCGGUGUAGCAUUGAGCGUAAAAAGGUCACGAUUCAAUUUGGGGUCCCCAGUACCAAUGACUAUUGACUCCUUGGGCAUUGUUCUGGAGAAAAUAAAGUCUUGGCUUUAUAGAGAGUUAGCUGUGAAGGGUGGAAGGGGACCACAGUCCACCCCUAGGCAAGACAGUGCUGAUCUGCAAGAGACUGAUAUGUGUCACCCCCUUAGGGGCCUUAGUUGGGUGAGGUGGACAGAAGACCCCAGUGAGUUCGGAGAGGGGCCUGGGGAUCCUGUCCACUUUGAGCAUUGGGUCACGGGCAGAGCAGCCUGCUUGGGAUUGGGCUUCCUAGUUGGAGCAGAACUGAAAGUGAAAUCGUGGUUGGGAGCUUUUCCCAGCAGCUGACUGCAUCCUGCUUUUCCCAGAAGGAGGCUGUCAGCGGGGAGUGUUGCUUCCCAGGUAAGUCCCUGGCUCUUUGUGCCUGUCUCCCCCUUCCUAACGGGUAGGAUUGGAUUGGGGCACCUUUAUAGAAAUGCUCUUUGGAGCUGGUAUAAGAGGAAAUUGUUACUAGGUAACAAUAGCAGUGUCUUAAGUGCCCAGCGUGUGGCCCUAGGCCUGCCCUCUGAAGUUCCAAAGGCUGAAACGGAUGUCAGUAACACUGUCUGAGGUAAGGAACCUGAGAAGAUGUGGGGUUGGCUGAACUUUACUCACCUUUUUCCAGAGGAAGGUACAGCUAUCAGACCUGCUUGCUCCUGACACAUUCAUCAUGACCAUGAGACCCUGCUGGACAGCAGGUGGGACGUGGGGCUCUGUGGGGUCUUCCUAAUGGGUGGAGCACCAUGGCUUUGAGCUUCUGUGGAGCUGCUCUGGCUCUGACUCCAUCUCAAGGCUUCUUUGCACCACAUUCAGCAGGGCUGAAGGGUCUCCACCCACUCUGAUGCCUGGUCACAGUCUAGGAGUAUCUUUCACCACUCAAGUAGCAGCUUGUCUCUGACCAAAGUAGAUGCUAGGAUGCUGAGCUUUACAUCUGUAACUAUCUGUUCCUCAGACCCCAAUUCUUGGUGGGUCCUGCUUCUGUAUGUCCAUGUUGUCAUUCUGGCCAGAGCCACAUCUGCACCUCAGACAACUGCCACUGUCUUUACUGGGAGCUCAAAGGACCCAUGCUCAUCCUGGUCUCCAGAAGUUCUGACUAAGCGGUACCCAGCACUGGACGUGAUCUGGCCAGAGGAAGAAGUGCCACUGAAUGGAACGCUGACCUUGUCCUGUACUGCCUGCAGCCGCUUCCCCUACUUCAGCCUCCUCUACUGGCUGGGCAAUGGUUCCUUCAUUGAGCACCUCCCUGGCCGGCUGAGGGAGGGUCCCACAAGUCGGGAGCACAGGAAUACAAGCACCUGGCUACAGAGAGCCUUGGUGCUGGAGGAACUGAACCCCACCCUACGAAGCACCAACUUCUCCUGUUUGUUUGUGGACCCUGUACAGGUGGCCCAGUAUCACAUCGUUCUGGCCCAGCUCUGGGAUGGGUUGAAGACAAUCCCGUCCCCUUCUCAGGAAAUCCUCUCCAGCCACAGCCCAGGACCCACAUCAGCAGGGCCAGGGGUUAGCAUGAAGCCAGCCACGGCCUUGACUGGAGCCUAGCUCCCAUCUACUUGGAGGGUGAAGUCUCCACCAUAGGCUCUGCUUGCUCCUGUGCAGCUGAGCCUUAAACUCAAGCUUCAUUUCUACCUAGAAUAUCACAGUAAUUAAAUCAGGCCCUUAGAAUUCC